UAUUUUACUUUUUAGUAUCUAGAAAGUCUAUCCAUCCUUAAAAAAAAAAAACCAGAGAGAAGAAAAGAAAGGAAAGGAAAGGGGCUAUCCUCGUUUUCAGCUGUUGCUUGGAUGAUCCUUGCACUCUUGAUCUUGCCAAGAUCCUGUCAAAUGAGAGAUGGUCUUUAUCGGGGAAUUAUGACAAACGUCAAAACUCAACCGCAUAAUAUUCAAGAUAGAGUUUAAAAUUCGCUCCAAUGAAAUGGCUGCCAAAAUCGGAUCUCUUAGGCACAGCUUUGAAGAAAGGAGCAAGGAGAGGUUGAUUUCUAGAAAAGAAUAUCCCGACUUUGGCCUGAACCGCUCCGAGAAUGAUAUUGAAGAAGCUGGCAAAUGCCGGUGCUUUGGAUCACUAUCUGAUAGGAUCGUCAGCUUCUGGAAUGGUGUAAGAAAUUCUGCUAUUGAAUUAUAUAAGAUGGGCCAAGCAGAUCCUCGAAAAUAUCUUUUCGCUGUCAAGAUGGGCCUGUCUCUAGCUCUUGUUUCCCUAGUCAUAUUCUUAAAAGAGCCUCUCAAGGACGUUAGCCAGUACUCAAUCUGGGCAAUUCUGACAGUUGUCGUCGUUUUUGAAUUCAGUGUAGGAGCAACGCUUAACAAAGGAUUCAAUCGUGCUUUAGGGACAUUUUCUGCUGGUGCUCUGGCUAUUGGCAUUGCAGAGCUCUCUUUGCAUGUUGGAGCUUUGGGAGAAGUUCUUCUCGUAGUCAGUAUUUUCAUCGCAGGAUUUUUUGCAAGCUAUAUAAAACUGUACCCUACCAUGAAGCCUUAUGAAUACGGAUUCAGGGUAUUCUUGCUGACAUACUGCAUAGUAACGGUGUCUGGGAGCUCAUCGUCAUUUUUCCACACAGCUGUUUAUAGACUGUUGCUCAUUGCUGUUGGGGCUGCGAUAUGCUUGGCUGUAAAUAUUUGUAUAUUUCCCAUAUGGGCAGGGGAGGAUCUUCACAAAUUAGUGGUGAAAAACUUCAACGGUGUUGCUAAUUCUUUGGAAGGUUGUGUAAAUGGAUAUUUGCAAUGUGUGGAAUAUGAGAGAAUCCCUUCAAAGAUUUUAACAUACGAAGCUUCUGAUGACCCAUUGUAUAGCGGCUAUAGAUCUGCUGUGCAAUCUACCAGCCAAGAGGAAUCUCUAUUGAGCUUUGCAAUUUGGGAGCCUCCUCAUGGUCCUUAUAGAUCCUUCAACUAUCCUUGGAAAAACUAUGUAAAAUUAAGCGGAUCAUUGAGGCACUGUGCAUUUAUGGUCAUGGCAAUGCAUGGAUCCAUACUUUCUGAAAUUCAGGCACCGCCUGAAAAGAGACAAGUUUUCAGUAGUGAGCUUCAAAGAGUUGGCAAUGAAGGAGCGAAAGUGUUGCGUGAACUUGGAAAAAAAGUAGAGAAGAUGGAAAAGUUAGGUCCCGGAGUAGACGUGCUGCUAGAAGUGCACGAGGCAGCAGAAGAGCUGCAAAUGAAGAUAGAUCAAAAUUCCUACCUACUGGUCAAUUCAGAAAGCUGGGCAGCUGGAAGACCAGCCAAGGAAUUUGAAGAUCCGCAGAACCUCUUGGAAGACGAAAGUAAACUAAUUAGCUACCUUAGCGAAACAUGGGAUGUUAAGAAUCAAAAUAUAAGCACCAGUCCUUCCAUGCCAGAAUUGAAAGCCUCGGAUAGCGUGUUCAAUCAGCCAGUAUCGUGGCCCCGUCUCUCAUUUACAGGUGGUUCCAUGAUCGUUGAACAAGAAUCGAAAGUAUACGAGAGUGCAAGCUCCUUGUCCUUGGCAACAUUCGCAUCAUUGCUGAUAGAGUUUGUAGCAAGGCUACAAAAUCUUGCGGAUGAAUUUCAAGAGCUUAGCGAGAAAGCAAAUUUCAAGGAACCCAGAUACGGAUUGGUGGAAAAAAUGGCAGUUGGAGUUUAAUUUGGCCCAGGUUGAGAAGCUGCUUUCAGUAUUAGAAGCAAAUAUACUGAAAAAUUGGUUGAAGAUCAUUGUUCUUUUCGUUCUAUAACCGGGAAAUUCCUUGGUGGUGCCUUUAAUAUGUUAUGGUUUUGACAAAUUGAUUUCGUUUUGGUCGGUUUGAUAAAAAGGACCGAUGUUACUCACA
Molecule: messenger RNA, 2096 nt
Organism: Populus trichocarpa (black cottonwood)
Lineage: Eukaryota; Viridiplantae; Streptophyta; Magnoliopsida; Malpighiales; Salicaceae
Product: aluminum-activated malate transporter 4
Exons: 7
Coding region: 242-1912 (556 amino acids)
Biological process (GO): malate transport
Cellular component (GO): plant-type vacuole membrane
Source: RefSeq, a predicted model, not a curated record